GAUUAAAUAUUCCGUUGCUGUCAAUAUGGUGUUUGCAUGACACAACCUUUAUUUUUACUAAUUCUUAUAAUCGAUAAGGAUGGUUAGUAUUUUAUUCCAACUAUACAUCAUAUAAUUAUUCCAAAUUCUAUUUUAAUUAGUAGGAUGACUUAGGGGUAAUUCCCACCUCUAAUUUUCUAUUACUAUAUAAUCAUCCCCUGGCCCCGCCCCAAAAUAUUCAAACGUUCCCAAAAACCACCGUUCGUCAGAGUCGAAGAGAAGGUGCCGCCACCAGGAAUGAAUUCCCCACCACCGUCUGCCGCCGAGGCCGGGUUUUCCACCUUGCAUCCCGACGUCAUCGAGUCCCACAUCCUCACCCGUUUGGAUGGGCCAGCUCUGGCAUCCGCUGCCUGCUGUUCCACCACUUUCCACCGUGGCUCCUCCCAGGACCACCUGUGGUCCAGCAUAUGCCACUCAACUUGGCCGUCCACCGCCUCUCCUUCCGUCAGCCAAGUCGUUUCCACGUUCCCUGACGGCGGCCCUCGGGCCUUUUUCUCACACGCUUUCCCUCUCGUGGAAGAAGCAAGCACUCUCGUCCCCUCAUCCUCAGCUCCACCGACAGAACUGCUCUCAGCCGUCGAUAUACACCAUCGGGGCCAGCUAAUCUUCACAAAAUUGCAAAAAACCGAGACCGAUAAGGAGUGGUUCCGCCGCUUGCCCUUCCGGAUUGACUUGCUGGAACCCAAGGACGUGGUCCCCACCCCGAUCAAGUACCCAGUGGGAGACGGAGCGUGCGCGGAGAUUCUCGAAGGCAUGACCCUGAGUUGGAUCUUAAUCGACCCAAUCGGACGGCGGGCAGCGAACCUCUCAUCCCACGAGCCCGUCACGGUGCAACGCCGCUGGCUCACCGGAGAAGUACAAGCGCGGUUUGCUACGAUCCUGGCGGCCGAUCAAGGUCACGUGCAGUGUGGGAUAGUGGUCACGUGGGGAAGGUCCGAGGGCGGGGUGAGGGAAGUGAGCCUGGAAAUGGAGGACAUGGAUGGAAAGCAUUUGAACGGGAAGGAUAGUCUGGUGAUUUUGCAAGGGGCAAUGGAGGGCAAAAAGGGAACAGGGAAGAAGAGGGUGGAAGAGGGGCUGCGAAGGUACAGAGAGUAUGCGGAGAUGAAGAGAGAGAGAGGAGAGAGAAAGUUGAUGAGAGAGAGAGCGCUGGAUUUGGCGUUUAUGGCUUUUGGGAUAUUCAUCAAUGCUGCUUUUUGGUGUUAUGUUUUUUUGUAGAUAAAAAUGCAAAAUCGAAGAAGAAAAUUUAGGAAUUAUAUUUUUUUUCUUGUUAAUAGUAAAUUUCUACCUAUGUAUU
Molecule: messenger RNA, 1333 nt
Organism: Sesamum indicum (sesame)
Lineage: Eukaryota; Viridiplantae; Streptophyta; Magnoliopsida; Lamiales; Pedaliaceae
Product: putative F-box protein At2g36090
Molecular function (GO): protein binding
Source: RefSeq, a predicted model, not a curated record